AUGGCCGGUGGCGUAACGGUUAAAGACGUUAAUCCCCAUGAAUUUGUGAAAGCUUAUGCGAAUCACUUGAAAAAAGCUGGUAAAUUGGAAAUACCAAAAUGGGUUGACAUUGUAAAGACGGCGGCUGUUGCUCGACACAUUUAUCUCCGUAGUGGAGUUGGCGUUGGCGCGUUGAGAAAGCUUCAUGGUGGCCGUAAACGAAGAGGCACACGUCCAUCACACCAUGCCAAGUCCUCAGGAUCAAUUGCUCGCAAAGUCCUUCAGGCCCUAGAAAAGAUUAAUGUCUUAGAAAAAGAUAGCAGAGGUGGCCGUAAAAUCACUCAAGAUGGACAACGAGAUCUUGAUAGGAUUGCUCUAAUGUGUCUCAAAG
Molecule: messenger RNA, 370 nt
Organism: Racocetra fulgida
Lineage: Eukaryota; Fungi; Glomeromycota; Glomeromycetes; Diversisporales; Gigasporaceae
Source: the annotation of a GenBank genome assembly